This is a messenger RNA of Aspergillus versicolor CBS 583.65, 1395 nucleotides long. Its product is annotated as MFS transporter. Gene Ontology annotation, molecular function: transmembrane transporter activity. NCBI's taxonomy places the organism in Eukaryota, Fungi, Ascomycota, Eurotiomycetes, Eurotiales, Aspergillaceae. The transcript has 4 exons. Gene Ontology annotation, biological process: transmembrane transport. Bases 1 to 1395 code for a protein of 464 amino acids. The record is from RefSeq and is a predicted model, not a curated record.
AUGCCCACCAACACUAUGGGCUGGGACGGCCCCAAUGACCCUUCAAACCCCCUGAAUUGGUCUCCCUUCAACAGGAACUUGCAUGUGGUCGUUGUGAGCCUUUUUACACUAGUAGCCAAUCUGGCCGCUACCAUGUUCGCCCCCGGUGCAGAACAGCUUGCUGCAGAGUUUCACAUCAUGAACGAAACUGUCAUAGCCAUGACUGUGAGCCUUUAUGUACUCGGUUUUGCAUUGGGUCCUCUUCUUCUUGCACCUCUCUCAGAACUAUAUGGCCGCCUCCCACUGUAUUGUAUAUCCAACAUUGUGUAUUUUGCGUUCACGGCAGGCUGUGCUUUUAGUACGAGCAUCUCUAUGUUUCUUGCCUUUCGAUUUUUUGCUGGGUGUGCUGCCUCCGGCCCAAUGAGUAUUGGUGGCGGCACAGUGACAGACGUUACGCCACCGGCGCAACGAGGAAAAGCAAUGGCAUUGUUUACCAUGGGCCCAAUUCUAGGACCUGUUUUGGGCCCUAUUGUCGGAGGAUUCGUGUCUGAAUACGCGGGCUGGCGCUGGACCCUUCGUAUAAUUUUAAUAAUGUCCGGGGUCAUUGGGGCGGUGACUGUAGUCUUCAUGAAGGAGACAAAUGCAACUGUUCUGCUCAAACAGAAGGCUGAGGGUUUGCGAAAAGAGGCUGGAAAUGCCAGUACUACUGCUCAAGUCCCGAGAAACGAAUCGCCUGGCCAGAUGCUUCUUCAAGCUCUAAUUCGGCCCGUCAAGCUGCUGAUACUUUCACCUAUCGUCCUGCUGGUCUCAUUAUAUACAGGACUAAUGUUCGGCCUUAUCUUUCUACUGUUCACAACGUUUCCGUCAGUCUUCCAGGGAGUCUAUGGUUUCAGCCCUGGACCCGCCGGGCUGGCCUACCUCGGACUUGGCAUCGGCAUGUUACUAGGGCUUAUCCUAUUUUCGAUCCUGAGUGACAAACUUCUAGGCCAGGGGCAGGGAUGCGUCGUACGCAAGCCAGAACAGCGCCUUAUUUUGAUGAAAUGGCUAGGUCCUGUCACACCGCUAGGCUGUUUUAUAUAUGGCUGGACUGCAUACUAUCAUGCUCACUGGAUAGUGCCUAUUCUGGGGACCUUCAUCAUUGGGUUCGGCGCGCUGUUUGUUGUCAUUCCCGGUCAGGUAUAUCUGGUCGACGCCUACGGAGCCCAGGCAGCUGCUUCUGCUCUUGCGGCAAACUUACUCGUCCGCUCUCCCUUUGGUGCGUUUUUGGACCUCGCGGCUGAUCCGCUUUACAGUAAGCUUGGUCUGGGUUGGGGAAACAGCGUACUGGGAUUCAUUACUUUGGCUUUCACCCCUGUGCCGUGGUUGUUCUACCGCUACGGCGAGACUUUGAGGACUCGUUUUGCGGUCGAUUUGUAG